CUUUAACUUCUUCUUAAAAAUAAUCUUUCACAUAAGUUAAUAAUAAAAAUGAAAAAGACAAAUAAAACAAUCAUCUAUUCUUUUUCCUCGAAUCAAAAGUUUGUGCUUUGUUCUAAUUUGGCCUUAUUAUACCAUUAACCAUCCUUUUGAUUCACACUUUUAGCACUUGCUCGUAGUUACUAGUUACCAUAACUGUGACAUUCAUGCAAAACUAUGCAGAAGAAUAAUCAUUUUACUCUCUUGAGUUUCGAUCAUGGCCAAGCAUGGCUCACUUUGUUGCUUGUUAUUAGUCUCAUACAAAUCUCGCCGCCGGUAACCGGACAACCAAUGGGACCGGAAGAUCCAACGGAGAACAACAAAUCAGUAGCUACCAUUAUGGGAAUUGUAGCCCUAAUGUUCGUCUUCUCAGGUUUUCUUUCUCUCUACUCAGCCAGAUGCAGUGAUCGUCAACACGGAGUUAUCUACGACCUCACUUUACCUAAUGCUGCAACCGGUGUUAGGGCACAAAACAACUUGCCAAGUAAUGGUUUAAACCAAGAUGUCAUUGAUACUUUUCCGACUUUUCGUUACUCCAACGUGAAGGGACUCAAGAUUGGGAAAAGCACGUUGGCUUGUGCUGUUUGUUUGAACGAGUUUCAAGAUGAUGAAACAUUGCGUUUGAUUCCUAAAUGUAGCCAUGUUUAUCAUCAUGGUUGUAUAGAUAUUUGGCUUGUUUCUCAUAAUACUUGUCCAGUUUGUCGUGCUAACCUUGUUCCGGUAACCGACGAGGACGCUACCGAAUCUCCGAUUGUAUCCAUUCAGAUACCAGAAGGAGAAUUACACCAUAACGAAGAAGAUCAAGAAGUAGAGCAUGUUGAAGAGGAACAAAUAGGAGACACAAUUGAAGUGGUAUAUUCACCUAAGAUAGAUUUACUUCGUAGGUCUAAGACAUAUUCUGCACCAAUACGGUCGAGAUCGACAGGAUUCUUAUCUUCUCUUUGGUUAUCACGGUCGAACUCGACAGGUGUGUUGGUGCAGCCAGGUGAGGAUUGUGAGAGGUUUACAUUGAGGCUACCGGAUGAAGUUCGAAAUCAGAUGAUGAUGAACACGACGACGCUUAAGCGUGCGAAAAGCUGUGUGAGUUUUACGCGAAUGAGUAGUGGAAAGUGUGGUUAUAGGUCAAGAAGUUUCGGGUGUGGAAGUGGGAAUGGUCAUGUGCAGUAUGAAAGGUUUGGAAGUGAGGAAGAAGAAAAUUUAGGGUUUGUUAGGAACAAUUGGAGUAAUAAAUCUGCAAGAAAAUCUCAUAUGAAGUGUUUGGGAAUUGAUAUGGACAAUAAUGGUGGUGAGAGAUCAUAUGAUCUUUUAUGUCAUGUGUAGGUAGUUGCAAGAGAAGGUUGGAAUAGUUCUAAUCAAUUCAAUAAAAAUUUUGAUUGUAUAAAAAGAGUGGAUCAUUGGUUAGAUCAUGAGUUUUUAUGUCAUUUUAAUAGCUCUAGAGAGUUAUUUGAUUAUCCUUUUGUAUUAUACUUAGUUUUUCAAUAUUAUGCUUUGUAUUAUAACAUGGUGGUAAGACUAAGAGUAUGACUAUUUGGAAGGUUUAUUUUUUGAAAUCAG
Molecule: messenger RNA, 1590 nt
Organism: Vicia villosa (hairy vetch)
Lineage: Eukaryota; Viridiplantae; Streptophyta; Magnoliopsida; Fabales; Fabaceae
Product: RING-H2 finger protein ATL11-like
Exons: 1
Coding region: 214-1356 (380 amino acids)
Source: RefSeq, a predicted model, not a curated record